CCGGUUAUUACAAACACAUAUCCAAAUUUCAUCCAUUCCGUUAAUAAUCAAUCAUCUUCUUCAUAAAAACUUGUAACCUGUGCAUUGCUAGUUGUACCAUGUGUGGAAUUCUAGCUUUGUUGGGUUGCUCCGAUGAUUCUCAAGCCAAAAGGUUUCGUGUCCUCGAGCUUUCUCGCAGAUUGAAGCACCGUGGGCCGGAUUGGAGUGGGUUAUAUCAGCACGGUGAUAAUUAUUUAUCGCAUCAACGUCUCGCGGUUAUCGAUCCGGCUUCGGGUGAUCAGCCUCUUUAUAAUGAGGAUGAAACGGUUGUUGUAACGGUUAAUGGUGAGAUAUAUAAUCAUAUGGAGCUCCGGGAAAAGUUGAUGGGUCACAAGUUUAAAACCGGGAGCGAUUGUGACGUUAUCGCGCAUUUAUAUGAAGAACAUGGGGAAAAUUUUGUCGAUAUGUUGGAUGGAAUGUUUUCGUUUGUGUUAUUGGACACACGCGAUAACAGUUACCUCGUUGCUCGUGAUGCUAUCGGGAUCACUUCGCUCUACAUUGGUUGGGGACUCGAUGGUUCGGUUUGGAUUUCAUCGGAACUAAAAGGUUUAAAUGAUGAUUGUGAGCAUUUUGAGGUGUUUCCGCCGGGACACUUGUACUCUAGCAAAUCAGGCGGAUUUAGGCGGUGGUACAAUCCUCCGUGGUUCUCGGAGAGUAUCCCAUCGACACCGUAUGAUCCACUUGUUCUACGACGUGCGUUUGAAAACGCGGUGAUUAAACGGCUAAUGACGGAUGUGCCCUUUGGUGUUCUCUUAUCGGGUGGGCUAGACUCGUCGUUGGUCGCAUCUGUUACGGCCCGUCACUUGGCUGGUUCGAAAGCCGCGAAGCAAUGGGGAGCUCAACUACAUUCAUUUUGUGUUGGCCUUGAGGGCUCCCCGGAUCUCAAGGCGGCUAGAGAGGUAGCCGAUUAUUUAGGAACCCUUCAUCACGAAUUCCACUUCACCGUACAGGAUGGUAUUGAUGCAAUAGAAGAUGUGAUAUACCAUAUCGAGACAUACGAUGUGACAACGAUCCGGGCUAGCACGCCUAUGUUUCUCAUGUCCCGAAAGAUCAAAUCUCUCGGCGUGAAAAUGGUCAUCUCCGGUGAAGGCUCGGACGAGAUAUUUGGCGGGUACUUAUACUUUCACAAGGCACCCAACAAGGAAGAGUUCCAUCAAGAAACCUGUCGAAAGAUCAAAGCCCUUCAUCAAUACGAUUGCUUGCGAGCCAAUAAGUCGACAUCCGCUUGGGGUUUGGAAGCCCGAGUCCCCUUUUUGGAUAAAGAGUUCAUCAAUGUGGCCAUGAGCAUCGACCCUGAAGCGAAAAUGAUCAAUAUGGAUCAAAAACGGAUCGAGAAAUGGAUCCUUAGACGGGCUUUUGAUGAUGAAGAAAAACCGUAUCUGCCUAAGCAUAUUUUGUAUAGACAGAAAGAACAGUUUAGCGAUGGAGUCGGAUAUAGCUGGAUUGAUGGACUCAAAUCUCAUGCCGAACAACACGUAACCAACAAAAUGAUGCUUAAUGCCGAGCGUAUUUUCCCUCACAACACACCUGUCACGAAAGAAGCUUACUAUUACCGAAUGAUAUUCGAGCGGUUUUUCCCUCAGAAUUCGGCUAAGUUGACUGUCCCGGGUGGAGCAAGCGUGGCUUGCAGCACUGCAAAAGCAAUCGAGUGGGACGCUUCUUGGUCAAACAACCUUGACCCGUCGGGAAGGGCUGCACUCGGGGUCCAUAAUGCUGCAUACAAGAAGAACUCGGGUUCGAUUAGUUCGGCAAACUUAGCACCAAGCAUCGCUGACAACGUGCCACGGAUGAUGGAUAUUACGGGUCCUGAACUCGUGAUUCGGAGUUAACGGUUUAUGGUUGAAUAAAAUAGACGAGUCGCAACGUGUUUUUAUGAUGUGUUGGUUGCUAGCUCGUUAGUAACUCGAUGUAUAGCUUGGUUUCUUGGAAAAUGUUGUUAUUCCAGUAGUUCGUCAUGUGCAUAAAUAAUCGGCAAAUAAAUAAAAUUAUGAAGGAACGUUAUAUAUUUUCA
This is a messenger RNA of Helianthus annuus (common sunflower), 2050 nucleotides long. RefSeq names its product asparagine synthetase [glutamine-hydrolyzing] 1. Bases 99 to 1868 code for a protein of 589 amino acids. Lineage: Eukaryota; Viridiplantae; Streptophyta; Magnoliopsida; Asterales; Asteraceae. Gene Ontology annotation, molecular function: asparagine synthase (glutamine-hydrolyzing) activity. The transcript has 11 exons. Gene Ontology annotation, cellular component: cytosol. The record is from RefSeq and is a predicted model, not a curated record.